Messenger RNA from Suricata suricatta (meerkat), 3552 nucleotides. It is a transcript of the gene KCNK3, whose product is annotated as potassium two pore domain channel subfamily K member 3. Bases 5 to 1210 code for a protein of 401 amino acids. Gene Ontology annotation, cellular component: membrane. Lineage: Eukaryota; Metazoa; Chordata; Mammalia; Carnivora; Herpestidae. Gene Ontology annotation, biological process: potassium ion transmembrane transport; stabilization of membrane potential. The transcript has 3 exons. The record is from RefSeq and is a predicted model, not a curated record. Gene Ontology annotation, molecular function: potassium ion leak channel activity; open rectifier potassium channel activity.
GACGAUGAAGCGGCAGAACGUGCGCACGCUGGCGCUCAUCGUGUGCACCUUCACCUACCUGCUGGUGGGCGCCGCGGUCUUCGACGCGCUCGAGUCGGAGCCCGAGAUGAUCGAGCGGCAGCGGCUGGAGCUGCGGCAGCAGGAGCUGCGGGCGCGCUACAACCUCAGCCAGGGCGGCUACGAGGAGCUCGAGCGCGUCGUGCUGCGCCUCAAGCCGCACAAGGCCGGCGUGCAGUGGCGCUUCGCCGGCUCCUUCUACUUCGCCAUCACCGUCAUCACCACCAUCGGCUAUGGCCACGCAGCACCCAGCACGGAUGGCGGCAAGGUGUUCUGCAUGUUCUACGCGCUGUUGGGCAUCCCGCUCACGCUCGUCAUGUUCCAGAGCCUGGGCGAGCGCAUCAACACCUUCGUGAAGUACUUGCUGCACCGCGCCAAGAGGGGGCUGGGCAUGCGGCGCGCCGAUGUGUCCAUGGCCAACAUGGUGCUCAUCGGCUUCUUCUCGUGCAUCAGCACGCUGUGCAUCGGCGCCGCCGCCUUCUCCUACUACGAGCACUGGACCUUCUUCCAGGCUUACUACUACUGCUUCAUCACGCUCACCACCAUCGGCUUCGGCGACUACGUGGCGCUGCAGAAGGACCAGGCGCUGCAGACGCAGCCGCAGUACGUGGCCUUCAGCUUCGUGUACAUCCUCACCGGCCUCACGGUCAUCGGCGCCUUCCUCAACCUCGUGGUGCUGCGCUUCAUGACCAUGAACGCCGAGGACGAGAAGCGCGACGCCGAGCACCGCGCGCUGCUCACGCGCAACGGGCAGGCGGGCGGCUGCGGCGGAGGCGGCGGGGGCGGCGGCGCGGGCGGCAGCGCGCACACCACGGACACCGCCUCGUCCACGGCGGCGGCGGGCGGCGGCGGCUUCCGCAACGUCUACGCCGAGGUGCUGCACUUCCAGUCCAUGUGCUCGUGCCUCUGGUACAAGAGCCGCGAGAAGCUGCAGUACUCCAUCCCCAUGAUCAUCCCGCGGGACCUCUCCACGUCCGACACGUGCGUCGAGCAGAGCCACUCGUCGCCGGGAGGGGGCGGCCGCUACAGCGACACGCCCUCCCACCGCUGCCUGUGCAGCGGGGCGCAGCGCUCCGCCAUCAGCUCGGUGUCCACGGGCCUGCACAGCCUGUCCACCUUCCGCGGCCUCAUGAAGCGCAGGAGCUCCGUGUGACUGCCCUGCGGGGCCCGGAGCGUCGGGGGUUGCGGGGGACCAGGGGAGGGAGGGGCUCCUGCCGGGAGGAGCAGCAGGGGUCGUGCGGAGGCCCCAUGGGACCCUCCCCACCCUCCUCCAGCCCCCACCCCCAUCUCCCGACUGUGCCUGCUCGCACCAGCCGGCAGGAGCCCGGGCUCUGAGGAUGUUUCAGGACAUCCGUGCCCUGCAAAUUCCGAGAAAUGUGAAAUGUGCGGGGGGAGGGGGAGGGGGGAGGGAAGGCAGAAGCUGGGAGCCUCCCAUCCCUCUGGAAAUCUAAGGAGCUCCGCGCGCCCUCCCCCCCUCGCUCCCCUCCCCACCGUUCUCAGAGGCCCUGCUGGUACCCAGACCACCCCCCAUCCCUCACCCCCCUCCGCCAUACGGAGGGAACUUCGUGUUCUGUGUAAGUUUGCAUCUCUAUUUAUACCUCUGUCCUGCCAGGUCUCCCACCUUCCCGAGGCUCCAAAAGCCAGGGUGUCUUUGUUCAGGUCACCCCCACUCAGUCCCACUCCCCUUCCUUAUCCCCAGCUGUGUCUCCCAGUCCCCCACUACCUUUUGUUUGUUGUUUUGCAUGGCUUUGCAGUUACGAAGAGAGUGGAAACCCAGCAGUCCCUAAAGCUAGUCUCCAGAAGGCAGGCGGAUGGAAGCAAGGACAGGCAGGCUGUAGGAGGGACAGAGGAGGGAAGGGGAGAUAGUGGCCCUCUAGUCUGCAGGGCAGCCCACAGGGAGAUGAGAGUUAACUGGCCUCCAGCCUCAGACAAUGCCCUUAAAAUCAAACAGAAAACUUCAUCCUUACCAUUCCCAGCCGCUGUCGACAAUGACCAAUCUUAAAUCUGUGGAGGGAGUUUCAGCCUCCGACACCUGUCCCGACUACCCAUCCAUCUGAUUCUCACAGUAGCCAGUUAGGUCAGCAAGGCAGGAGCUCUCUUCCUCAUUUUACAGGGGACACUGGGGCCCAAACAGGUGAAGUGACUCGCCCAAGGUGGCACAGGCAACAAAAGGCAGAGGGGAAUGAGAACCCGGGCUGCUGCUUCCGAGUCUCAGUGCCCUUUUCCUUCUGACUCCCCUGCCCGCUGUGACAAGCCAAGCUCCUGCCCCGAGCACGCAGGCACCAUGUGAGCCAGUGCUGGGGCUCAGCCUCAACUCUACUUGGCCAGGAGGCAGGGGCUCUGAGUGGACCCCUGAUGCAGGGUAGGACCCCUUAGUCUUUGGACUGCCUGCUUACAAAGAGGGAGGCAGGGCCGAGGCUCACGGAAAAGGGGGCAGGAGCCAAGGCUCUAUGAGGUUGGGAAUUGGGCAGAAUGAGCUAGAGAACUGUUGGGCAUAUCCAAUUGGGACAUUAUCCCUGGCUCUAACAGCCAGCGUUGGUGCCUGUGUCCCAAGUAGCUAAAGAUAAAUUCAGGCUGCAGCAAGGAAUGCUCCUCUCCAGCAGGGAGUUUGGACCUGGCGCACCCACCACCAACCCUAGCUGCGACCCAGAAGUCCAGGUGCAGAGCAAGUGGAUGGAGGUGAUACACUAGACUCCAUCGUUGGGCCCCACAGCUGGAGCUGGUACCGUGUCUCAGGACAGCAUGGGGGUGAGUGGGGGGAUGCCCCUCACUCACUCAGUGGGGGGAACUACCCUCCCAUGCUGUUGCCAUGGCCGCUUCCUAAUGCUGCUGAGCAAGGCCAGCCCUGGGAUUCAGGGAUGCUGGGCAGGGGGGCGAGGAUCCCACAACGUGGUCAGCCUCUGCCACAGCCCUGCCACGUGCCCCGGCCUUGGGGGAUCCCCUGAGAGAGGGGACGUCCGGCCUGUGUGUGAGUCCCAUCUCAGUGUGGAGGAGCUGGCUGCCCAGGUGCCAAGAAGAGGGCCCAGGACUCAGGGGUGACCUGUGUGUUUAUGUGUGGGGGUGGCGGACAGUGCUGGCUGCCUCUGUCCUAUGUGUGACCCUGCCCUCGAGGGGUCCUGUCCCGUCAGUCCCGAGGGAGCCACAACCAAAGUUGCAGGGAGAUGGUGUGGAAGGAGGCCAAAUGGUCUUCAGCAGAGCGUGGCCGACUGCUCGGUCUCCAAGCUGGAUCUUUCCCGAGGAACUAGAAGGCCAGCGUUGCUUCCCUCCUCCUCCCUGCCCCCCUGCAGGCAGCCUUUCUGCUUCCCCAAUGCCUUAUGCCUGGGCACACUGCCACAGAAUAUGCAAUACAUGUGGGUGCCCCCACGCCCACACCCCCACCCCGGGCAGCCCCUGGACCCCAAAGGCUGCGGCUGCCAUGCCCUCCCUCAGCCCCUCCUGCCUAUCUGUCUUCACGAUGAGAAUGGCGCCUAAUAAAUGCUGUCCAUGGAGACCAGG